CCAGUCGGACUACAAGACAGGGCUGGAACUACAAUUCCCAGCAGGCAGCUGGGCUGCAGACCGCGGCCGCCGAGAGCGGGCAGAAGAGCCCUGCGCGCGCGGCGGGGAUGGAACGUUGCUAGAGUUCGCGGGUCUAGGGCUGGGGGACUGAGCCGCAUGCCUGCAACCUCAGCGCGCCAAAGCGGGAAUCUGGAAGGCGGGCGGCCCUGCAAUUAAUGCACGUAUUUAAAACUUCUGAACCUGGAGACGCCAUGCAGAGGAAGCACCUUCAGGAGAUUCCAGACCAGAGCAGCAACGUUACCACCAGCUUCACGUGGGGAUGGGAUUCCAGUAAGACUUCUGAGCUGCUAUCAGGCAUGGGAGUCUCAGCCCUGGAGAAGGAAGAAGUGGACAGUGAGAAUAUCCCACAGGAAUUGCUUUCAAACCUGGGCCAACCCCAGAGCCCCUCACGCAAACGACUGAAGAGCAAAGGGAAUGACAAAGACUUUGUGAUUGUCCGCAGACCUAAGCUAAAUCGAGAGAGUUUUACAGGUGUGUCGUGGGACUCCCUCCCUGAUGAGCUGCUAUUAGGGAUCUUUUCCUGUUUAUGUCUUCCUGAUCUGCUGAAAGUCUCUGGUGUUUGUAAGAGGUGGUACUGCCUGGUGUUUGAUGAGUCUCUAUGGCAGACCUUAGACCUCACGGGUAAAAAUCUGCACCCUGAUGUGGUUGGCCGGUUGCUGUCUAGAGGGGUGAUUGCCUUCCGCUGCCCACGAUCAUUUAUGGACCAACCAUUGGUCGAACAUUUCAGCCCUUUUCGUGUACAGCACAUGGACCUGUCGAACUCUGUAAUAGAUGUGUCUACCCUCCAAGGCAUUUUGUCUCAGUGUUUCAAAUUGCAGAAUUUAAGCCUGGAAGGCCUACGGCUUUCGGAUCCCAUUGUCAAUAAUCUUGCUCAGAACUCCAAUUUGGUGCGACUAAACCUUUGUGGGUGUUCUGGAUUCUCUGAAUUUGCCCUGAAGACUUUGUUAAGCAGCUGUUCCAGGCUGGAUGAGCUGAACCUCUCCUGGUGUUACGACUUCACUGAAAAGCACGUGCAAGUAGCUGUCGCACAUGUGUCAGAGACCAUCACCCAGCUGAAUCUUAGCGGCUACAGAAAGAAUCUCCAGAAAUCAGAUGUCUCUACCUUAGUUAGAAGAUGCCCCAAUCUUGUCAACCUAGACUUAAGUGAUAGUGUCAUGCUAAAGAAUGACUGCUUUCAGGAAUUUUUCCAUUUGAACUACCUCCAACAUCUGUCACUCAGUCGAUGCUAUGAUAUAAUACCUGAAACUUUACUUGAACUCGGAGAAAUUCCCACACUAAAAACACUACAAGUUUUUGGAAUUGUGCCUGAUGGUACCCUUCAGCUGUUAAAGGAAGCCCUUCCUCAUCUGCAAAUUAAUUGCUCCCACUUCACCACCAUUGCCAGGCCAACUGUUGGCAACAAAAAGAACCAGGAGAUAUGGGGCAUCAAAUGCCGACUGACACUGCAAAGACCCAGUUGUCUAUGAAGUAUUAAAUACACAAUAGCGUCUCUUCUCUUUCUUGGGAACAGGGAAAAUAGGCAGAAAAUCCAACUGCUGAAGCACUCAGCUAGAUUUAUUCUUGGUUUUCCCUUUGCCUUCAUUCUCCAAGCAUAUGAGAGGACCAUUUGAAAGGGAAAAUGGUGAAGAGUUGCUUUUUUUUAUGAAAUGACUGUAAAAAGCUUCUAUCACUGCUAUGCCCCUAAAAGCCUAAGCAAUAGGCCUUUUGAAACUUUAGGAGAGUGAGCCUAUAACUUCAGGAUAUCUUAAAGAGGAAAAUUUGAGCCACCUCUUGCAAAUGCCUUUCUUAUUUAGUCUUUUUUAGAAUCAAGCUUAAAAAUUACUCCAACAAUUUUCAUAGCCAAAUUGAAACUUUCAUGUUUAAUUUUUCAGUAUUGUUUUACAAGACAUAGCUUGGAAGGACAAUAAGCUGUUUGUAUUGUGAGCUGAACAGAAAGAAUCAGGAUAGUCACCGUUGAGUCAAUCUCUUCUGAUGAGUCAAUCUCUUCUGGAAUGGGGGGAAAAAUGCAUUUCAGUUUGCCUUUAGAUUUGAAAUUAGGCUAAUAGAAAUAGUCACAUAUAAUUCACCUGAAAAGCUAAAUAAAAAACAAAACCACCAAAGGUAUAGAACUGGUUUAGGAUUUGAAGGCUCAAGAAGCAAUUUUCUAUGGCAGGUUAAUUUGAAGUAUCCUUUAAUAUUUGUUAAGGUAUUAUGUUUGUAGAAUUCUAAAUUAGGUGAGGAAAUAUAAUUGUGGUUUUUCUAACUUCAUAAUUAAAUUAUGUUAAUAUGGGCUCUUAGCUUUUAAAAUGACUUGCUUUGUUUUAGAAAGGUGCUAUUAACCCAGUCUGAAGAGCUGGAUGGAAGAAUUCUGAAGUUUCUAUUAGAGCUGAGGUUCUUGAGAUUAUAUUUGUAUUACUCUGGAAUCAAGUAUCUUAAAUUGUCUUUUUUUUUUUUUAAUGGUGUCUCACAAUAAUUGUUUGAAGCUACCCAUUUUGUAGGGUUGUUAGACCUAAAGUUCCCUAAGAGGAACUGCCAGACACACUAGAAACAGGAAUGUGUUCCAUGCAGUCUCAGAGCAGUAAGUACUACUCGUGCCUCCAUGAGAGUUAAAGCUCAGGUGUUGAACCUUUUGAUAAGCAUCAGUGAUUUUUUUUUUAAAUGUGGUAUACAAAAGCAAAAAGAUUACAUUCUACUUUUUAAAAUCACGAAAAGCUAGUUUAUUUAGAUUCAUGACUUCCUUAAAUAUUCAAAAUACAAAAAAGCCAAAAUCCAUUAUUUCUAUAAACAAUAACUUUUAAUCGAAAAUUUUUUAAUCUAACAACAAUAGCAUAAAGUGCCCUUAUCUGCUCAGAUCUAAGGAAAAACAUUUCAAAGUAGUGUUAUACAGGAAAUGAUUAUGUUUCAAUGUAUUAGUAGUUAAAAAGUGCUAAAUACUACUUGAAAUUACUGUUUACAGAUUAGUGACAAGGGCUGGUGAUAGGAUCUGGUUGGACUCUGACUUAUGGGUGCCCUCAAACAUAGUUCUUCCAGACUCAAGUCUAGCCAUAAGCUGUUUUACCAACAUGUCAAGAGUAAUCUGUAUUUUUGUAUGUGAUUUCUACUUUUAUAGACCUGUUUUAAAAUAAAACAUUUUUAUACAAUGAA
This is a messenger RNA of Tupaia belangeri chinensis (Chinese tree shrew), 3183 nucleotides long. RefSeq names its product S-phase kinase associated protein 2 (gene SKP2). The record is from RefSeq and is a predicted model, not a curated record. Bases 216 to 1526 code for a protein of 436 amino acids. NCBI's taxonomy places the organism in Eukaryota, Metazoa, Chordata, Mammalia, Scandentia, Tupaiidae. Gene Ontology annotation, molecular function: protein binding. The transcript is spliced from 10 exons.